AUGACAUUUUACGCCAAUGGCUGCAUUUAAAUCUGCGGGUGAUCCAUUUAUAUUACGCUGUCCGAUAAUUAUAUUCUAUUUUUUACUCUAUUGAUAUAAAUUUAACAUUGAGAAGGAUUAUCUACUGAAUACUAUCAUUAAAUUACGAUAUACUAGGAAGAAUUUAUCUCAUUUACUCAUCCUAAGACCAAUGGAGUUUGCGUGUUGUUUUCCAAAAGGUCAAAACGUGACCGUUGUCUUCAUAGAUAACACAUUUAAAUAUACAGAAGGAACGACAAAGUUACUUUUUCCCGAAUCACUGAUCAAAUUUAUUAAGUGUACCUGUACAUUUAACAUUUGGAAUAAUGGUGCUUCGCUUUUCAAUACAUCGUCGUGCUUUUUCGAAGUUGUUAAGUGUUAAAAGUAAUGGCAUCGUUCCUAAUUUGGGAAGUAUUCGUUGCGCUGUUGAAGUAAGCAAACCCAAUUGGAUUCCAUUUUCAAUAUCUCAACAGGGAACGUUUUUUCAACAACAACCGAAACUGGGAAAUCAAUACUUAGAUGACGUUCCUCUUAGGAAUUACUUAAAGAGAAAUUUACCGAAAGAGGUAUUAUAUGAAAUUGAGCCAGAUUUGAUUAGAUUUGGAGAUUGUGUAGCAAGUGAUAUCAAUGUUUUAGGAAGAGAAUGUGAAUUAAAUCCUCCAAAAUUGAACCAGCAAAAUGCUUGGGGUGUUUAUGUUAAUAAAUUAUGGACUUGUGAUGCAUGGAAAAAGUUACAUGAUAUAUCUGCUGAAGAAGGACUCAUUGCAAUUGGAUAUGAAAAGAAAUAUUCAGAAUGGAGUCGACUCUAUCAAAUGGUUAAGCUAUAUCUUUAUGCACCUUCGUCGGGCUUGUAUUCCUGUCCUUUAGCAAUGACAGAUGGAGCAGCCAAAACAAUUCAGAUGGUGGCACGCAAUACAAAUAAAAGAUUUCAGACUGCUUUUAAUAAUUUAAUAAGUAGAGAUCCUAAACAAUUUUGGACUUCUGGUCAAUGGAUGACAGAAAAGAAAGGAGGAUCUGAUGUAGCUGGUGGGACUGAAACUAUUGCUUUACAUCAAGAGAAUGAUUGUUAUAAACUUUAUGGUUAUAAGUGGUUUACUUCAGCUGCAGAUUCUGAUAUGUCGCUAACACUGGCUAAAAUUUCUGAUGAAAAUGGUGAAAAUCAGGAAUUUCAACCAUUAAGUUUAUUUUAUUUAGAAACUAAGGCAAUUGAUGGAAAUUUGAAUAAUAUACACAUAAUAAGGUUAAAAGACAAAUUAGGAACAAGACAGCUUCCAACUGCUGAAUUAUUAUUAGAUGGAACAACAGCUUAUAAGAUGUCAGAAAAUGGCCAAGGAAUUGCUGCUAUAUCAUAUAUGUUAACUAUGACUCGUAUCCAUAACGCAGUAGGAUCUGUUUCUUCUAUGAGACAUAUUUUAAAUCUUGCAAGUGACUAUGCCAAUCGUAGAUCUGUCUUUGGAAGUAAAUUAAAUAAUUAUCCAUUACAUGUACAAACUUUAGCUAGAAUGGAGACAGAAAUACAAGGUUCAUUGUUAUUGCUAUUAGAAGUUAUCAGAUGGUUAGGUAAACAAGAAUGCAAUAAAGCUACUGAUGAAGAAGUUCUACUUUUUCGUUUAUUAACUCCCAUAUUAAAACUUUAUACUGCAAAGCAGGCUGUGGCAGUUGUCUCUGAAGGACUAGAAUGUUUUGGUGGUCAAGGUUAUAUGGAAGAUACUGGAAUAGCUUCUUAUUUACGUGAUAGUCAGUUAAUUACAGCAGCUAGAGACUUAGCAUACUCAUUAGCUCGUAUUUAUAUAGGCUCAUUGUUGAUUGAAAAUGCUUCUAAUACUCAAAGUGAGCAAGAUAAUAUUAUAGCAUUCAGAUGGUGUUGUACUCAAGAUCUAGCUCCUGUUCAUACUAAUCAUCAGUUGAAAUUAUACGAAGACAAUGUUUUAAAUAACGAUAGAAAUAUGAUUAUGUUAGAAUCA
Messenger RNA from Centruroides sculpturatus (bark scorpion), 1982 nucleotides. Its product is annotated as acyl-CoA dehydrogenase family member 11-like. Gene Ontology annotation, molecular function: oxidoreductase activity, acting on the CH-CH group of donors. The record is from RefSeq and is a predicted model, not a curated record. The transcript is spliced from 14 exons. NCBI's taxonomy places the organism in Eukaryota, Metazoa, Arthropoda, Arachnida, Scorpiones, Buthidae. The annotation marks the transcript as partial.